CCAGCAGGAUUGUUAUGGUAAAUACUAGUAAUACUCAAUCAUCUUAUUAGGAAACCAAAUUUAAACUUACCUAGCAUAGCACCUCCCUUUCAUUAUGUUACCUUAAUCAUCCCCAUAUAAAGUAUCUAUAAAUAUGAAGUUGUUAGGCAUCGGAAAAACAUAAUAAUAAUAAUAAUUCAAAGUAAAGCAAUAGACACACUGAAGAGUCACUAACACAAAAUUCUUCAAUGGCAGCAUUCAUCAAAGUUCCUGGCUUAGUCCUUUCUCUUGCUUUCAUUGCUGAAGGAAUUGAUGAGGGUUUCAGAUGCAAUCCUGGAAUUGUUAUUAGCCAAGAAAAACUUAGUAGAACUGUCAACGGACAAGAAGUAUGGAAUACAACUGUGGAAAAUACAUGUGAUUGUGUUCAACUCCAUGUUUCACUAAGCAUUCCCAAUUUCGAUUCUGCCGUUAAAGUUAACACUACCGUCAUCUCCAAAUCCCACGACGAUAUCUAUGACGUUAAUGGAGGUCUUCCAAUCUAUCCACACAGUGGUGUCUUCUUCACUUAUGCUGGCCAAAAUCUUAACGUUACAACAAAUGAUCGCACAGAGGCUUGUUCUUGUAAAUAUUAUUAUAGAGAAUAUAUUUUCCUUGAUUUCUAUGGGUUUAUACGGUAAAAGAAAAAUUAUUUCUGCUUGACGGAAAUAAAUUAAAUUGCUUUGUCUUGUUUAAGUUUAAGAUGAUGUACUAGAAGGAAUUGUUGAGUUUGUUG
Nicotiana tabacum (common tobacco) is the source of this 751-nucleotide messenger RNA. NCBI's taxonomy places the organism in Eukaryota, Viridiplantae, Streptophyta, Magnoliopsida, Solanales, Solanaceae. The record is from RefSeq and is a predicted model, not a curated record.